Messenger RNA from Mercenaria mercenaria, 1179 nucleotides. RefSeq lists its product as uncharacterized. The record is from RefSeq and is a predicted model, not a curated record. Lineage: Eukaryota; Metazoa; Mollusca; Bivalvia; Venerida; Veneridae.
GAAGACUCUGAUAAGCUGUCGCAACAGAACGUCAAACAUGAAGUUGGGGAUAUGACUGGCACAACGCAACAGGGAGGCUCCGAUCAUCAAGGAUCCUCACAAACAACUGAAAUUACUAAUGGCCAAAAAACAAAUUUUUCAACAACUGAAUGUUCUAAUGAGAAAUUUAAACAACAAAGUAUAUUCGAAAUGCCACAGAAUGAAGACCCUGAUCAACUGUCUAAAGAGAACAUAAAAGAUAAAGUUGCCGACACGACAGAAAUAAUACAACAUGGAAGCUCUGAUUAUCAAGGACCCUCACAAACAAUGGCAAUUACUUAUGGAACAAUUACUAAUGGCAAAAGUUUAUCAACGACUGGUUUUGCUGAUGAGAAAUCUAAUCAACAAAGUACGUUUGGAGCGUUUUCAGAGAAUGAAGACAAUGGUCAUUUGUCAAAAGAGAACGUCAACAAUAGCAUUGCUGAAACAAAAGGUAUAAUGCAACAGGGAAAAUACGAUUAUCAGAGAACCAUACAAACAGAUGAGAGUACUAAUGACCAGAGUGUAGGUUUUUCAACGGCAGACUUUGGUCAUGGUAAAGCUAGUCAGCAGGUUACAUUCGGAAAGGAAAAAGCUCAAUCGGAAGGAACAAAACAAAAAUUUGCUUCAUUUGAUACAAAACAGCCCGACAGAAUCGUUCAAAAGGAGCAGGAAAAAUCACCAGUACUCGUCCGUGCAGCUAGAAAGAUUCCGGCCAUCUUUACCGAUGGUAAUGUUACUGAUCCACAGAAUGAAGACCCUGAUCAGCUGUCUAAAGAGAACAUAAAAGAUAAAGUUGCCGACACGACAGAAAUAAUGCAACACGGAAGCUCUGAUUAUCAAGGACCCUCACAAACAAUGACAAUUACUAAUGACAACAUUACUAAUGGCCAAAGGUUAUCAUCGACUGGCUUUUCUGAUGAGAAAUCUAAUCAACAAAGUACGUUUGGAGUGCUUUCACAGAAUGAAGAUAAUGGUCAUUUGUCAAAAAAGAACGUCAACAAUAGCAUUGCUGAAACAAAAGGUAUAAUGCAGCAGGGAAAAUACCUUUAUCAGAGAACCAUACAAACAGAUGAGCGUACUAACGACCGGAGUGUAGGUUUUUCAACGGCAGACUUUGGUCAUGGUAAAUCUAGUCAGCAGGUUACAUUCGGAAAGGAA